ACCACGGGAGCAAGAGGCCCAGAUGGGGGGCUCCCAAGAGAGGAUAGAGCCCGGGUUGAAGAAACAACUCCAGAGAUCAGAAUGUUCUCUUAGUCUUGAGUUCAAAGAAACAAGGCGUGGCAGUUGGAGAGGAGGAGGAGGAUGUGUGCAGCUCGAAUUUUGUCUGAGAAGGAUCUGGGGUUCUUGGUGGGCAAAGUAGCCUGGGGAAUCUUGGGUUCUCUUAAACUGGUGUGGAAUGGGAGAAGUGAACAGACAAGUGACUGUGUGCCCAGCACUGUGCUCUGGGCUGAGAGCAUCAGGAGAGACAAAAGAUGGUCUCUGGCCUCCGGGGAGAGCAGAGAAAAGGAGGUGGCGGGAACCUUUCCAGGAUGUGGCCUCCUUAAGGCAGGCCAGAUGUGGUUCACCGGGGAGAAGGCAGGCCAUUCUGCAUUCCCCGGGCCCUGGCACUUUCCACCCUGUUGGGCUGUGCCUGCGUCUCCCUUCUCGUUCCCAGCAGUGGUGCCUUGCUGGGGGGUUCCUGGCACAGUGUGCAGGGCCCAGGUUCUGGGCCCCCAAUGGAGCCUCGCCUCGCCAAGCCCUGCUGCAGUCCAGGCUGGCUCUUGUUCUUCCAGGUCUCCUGAUCAGGCCAAGUGGCCUCCUUGCAUUGGGACGUCUGUGCAUGCUGUUGGGUACCUUCUGUCAGGAAAGAUGGACUUGGGGAAAGGCAAGCUCCUCAGAACUGGUAUCAACGCCCUCCAACAGGCGAUACAUCCCAUCCAUGGCAUUGCCUGGACCGACGGGAAGCAGGUGGUACUGACGGCCCUGCAGCUCCAGAACAAGGAGCCCAAGUUUGGGGACUCGAAGAUCAUCGGGCAAUUUGAGCAUGUUUACGGACUGUCCUGGAGCCCCAUGGGGUCAGAGGGCACCCCGACUCUGCUGGCUGUACAGCACAAGAAACAUGUCACCGUGUGGCAGGUGUGCUUGAGCUCGUCGGAGAGAGGCAAGGUUCUGGUGUCCCAGACAUGCGAGAUCGGGGAGGCUUUCCCUGUGCUUGCUCAGGGCUGUGUGUGGCACCCCAAGAAGGCCAUCCUCACCGUGCUCAACAGCCACGAAGUUUCCGUGCUUCCCUCGGUGCACUGUGACAGCACCAGGGUGAAGGCUGACCUGUUCAAAGUCCAGGAUUUUGUGCACUGUGGAUGCUGGACCCAUGAUGGCCAGAGGCUGGUGGUGGCCGUGGGCAGCGCCUUGCAUUCUUUCAUGUGGGACGACUCCCAGAAAUCUCUGCAGCCGUGCGCUUUCUGCCCCGUGUUCGACAUGGGCAAAAACAUCUGCUCUGUGCUGGCCACUGUGGACAUGCAGGUUGCUGUGGCCACCGAGCUCCCACUGGACAGGAUUUGUGGCCUGAACUCAGUAGAGACCUUUGAGAUGCCCACAGUGGAAGAGGCACAGCCCUCCACCACCCCUUCGUCUUCAGCAGUCAUUGCAGAGGAGGCCUUGAUGGAUACCGGAAAAGUGUCCCCCGACUCGGAGCGGUCCUCCUCCUUGGCUUCCCUCUCAUCUUCCUCUCUGGAUUCCUUGGAUCUGACUCAGAUGCUCCCCAGGAACUAUCAGUCAGACACAAACUUCUUCUUCCACCUCAGAGAGAAGGAAUACUUGGCUCGGGCUGGCAAGGAGUCCUCCCAUUUGGUCCUGGUGACCUUCGAUAGGAUGGUCACCACCACCCGGAAAGUGGGCAUCCCUGGCAUCCUGGUGCCGGACAUCCUGGCGUACGACCCCAAGUCCCAGGUGAUGGCUGUGGCCUCCAACACGUGCUACACCAUUCUGGUCUACUCCCUGAUCCCCGCCUUGGCGCCGGGUGUCCAGUGCAUCCGCCUGGAGAACUGUGAGAGGCCCAAGGGCAUCUGCUUCUUGUCAGACAAACGGCUCCUGAUUUCGGUUGGGAAGCAGAAGUUCACAGACCCCACCUUCCUGCCAUCCUCCAAGUCUGAAAUGUACAACAUUCACCUGGAGGUCAAGGAAGUCGACUUUGGGAAAGAGCCCUCCAUGACGUCGGUCUGGAGCCAGCGAGAUUUCUGCAACCUCAGCCUGGGGCUGGGCAUGGCCAAUAAGAGGAAGCCGGGGGACAGCCUUUGCCUCAACACCUACCCCCAGAAGAGGGACCUGCUCAUGCCUGGAAGGAUCCAGUCUCUGCCUCGGGGGAAGUCCCUGAUCGAGGACAUCACAGGAGCUUCGGGGGCCCAGAGCUCCAGGCCCAGCACCUCACAGCUCGGCAAACCCAAGCUGAGUCCCAGCACCGUCGUCUCCAUGGAAGGGCUGGAGGCCAUGUCCAGCUCCCGGUCCUCGGCCUGCCUCCUCUCUAAUGUCAGGCCAAGCUUACCGAUGACCCAGUGCAGCCUGAUUCGUGAGCCCCUGAGCCUCCCUCAAGUCAAAGUUUCCAAAAAUGAAGAGGGAGAGAGUCAGCUGUGUGGAACGCUGGAGAGACUCUCGGGGAGCUUCGCAGACCUCCAGCAACGCCUCUCCCAGCUCAUAGACCUCCUGCUUGAGAAGAAGCAGCCGCUGGCCCCCACCCGUUACCCACUCUCUCAAGACCCAUCUUUUCUUCUCAUCACAUACCAGAAGCCGUCCUCAGCAGGGCCUGUAUUGGACAAGCGAGCAGUCCUUCUCUGUGAUGGCAAGGUGCGCCUGCAACAGGUCCAACAGGUGUUUGGCCUCUCUCUGGUGGAGAUGCAAUAUGGUUCCCUCUGGAUCCUCCUCUCUGCUGACAGCGAAGGCUUCAUCCCACUCACGUUCUCGGCUGCCCAGGAGGUCACCAUCCGUGAUGGCAGCAGAGGUGGUGGGCUGGGCUCCACCACCCAGUGAGUCAGUGUCCAUCCCCUGGGCAGGUGUUGGCAUCUGAGCGAUAGCCGCCACCCUGGGAGGCCAUUCUCAAGUUAAGAUGCCUGUUGGCAGUGCCACCAAGCAAUGACUCUCUCUCUGUCUCUGACUUUCUGUCUCUCUGUCUGUCUCUGUCUCCUCCUCUCUGUCUGUCUGUCUCUCUCUUUCUCUCUGUCUGUCUGUCUGUCUCUCUCUGUGUCUCUCUCCCUCUCUCUGUCUCUGUCUCUCUCUCUCUCUGUGUCUCUCUGUUUCUCUCUCUCUCUGUCUCUCUCUGUCUCUCUCUCUCUGUCUCUCUCUCUUUCUCUCUGUCUCUUCCUCUCUGUCUCCUCCUCUCUCUCUCUCUGUCUCUCUCUCUCUCUCUCUGUGUCUCUCUGUUUCUUUGUGUCUCUGUCUCUGUCUCUCUCUUUCUCUUUCUCUCAUUUCUGGGGAGGUCUAAGGGGCAUCCAAGAGUCCUGUGCCCCACCUCCCCCCCAGCUCAGUGAGCUCUGGGCUGGGCCUGAGUUCAAAACCAGCCCCAAACACUUCCUAGCUGGUUGACCCUGUGGGGAGUCACGUGAGCAUCACCUCCCUCAGUUUGUUCAUCUGUAAAAUGGGGAUCAUAACAGCAUCUCCCUGCCGGGGUGGUUGUGAGGAUCCAGCGAGAGCGUAUUUGUAAAUAUUUGUAUUUGUCCCGGUGCCUGGCACAUAGUUGCCUCCAUAUAAAUGUUCCCUUCCCUGGAGCUCACCCCAAAGUGCACCUGGUGCUGUGCUCGACCCUGAGAAUGCAAAGGAGGGAAACAGGCCAGCGCCUGCCCUCAGGCUCUUGGGGGACCCUGAUCUGCGUGGGGACAAUGUAGACAAGAUGAAGACAAGAGUCCGGGGGGAGGGGAGGCUAGAAAGGGGGCCCUGAGCUGUGUCUUAAGGGAAACUCUGGCUUCUGAGUGGAAGGAGAGAGGAGGAGGAGUGUUCCCGGCAAGAGGGGCAGCCUGAGCAAAGGCAGAGGAGGCAGACGGAAGCCAGCGAUGCUGAGGUGGGGGGUAGGAACACUGCAGAGGUGGGCUGGGGGGGGGUGCAAGGUCUGGAGGCCUUUGAAGCCCAGCCAGCAUUUUGUCUGCUCCUGGAGGACAGGCACUGGGGAGCCAGGGCAGGUUCCUGAGAAGGGGUACGUGGUGUCACCUGCCUGGAGUGCAGUCUCUUCAGGGGCAGAGCCUGGAGGCAGGAGGACCCCCAGCAGCCACGGCCACAGUCCAGGGGUGAGGAGAGGAGGGGUGUAGGGGACACAGAUGGGCCUUGGUGAGUCCCUUUGCAUCCACAGCAGCACAGAUCCUGCUUUCCCUCCUCAUCCCAGUGGUGGCCUUUUGUGGUGUCAGAACUCACUUUGGAGCCUCUCUCUUCCCCCUGCGCUCAGGCCCCAGCAGAAUUCAAGUCAAUGGGAUCCGACUGCCUUCUCCCUGAGCCCUUGGUUGAGUGGAAAGGAUGCCUGGUUUGUAGGUGGAGCGAGCAAGUCAGGCCACCCCUGAGUCGGAAGGCCUUGAAGGUCAGGAGAUCAGCUGGUGAGCCACUUGGCAAUGCCUGGCACAGAGGAGGCUCUUCAGACCUGCAGCUUCCCUUCCUUCCCCCCUGAAGCCCUUUGAAAUCCAGGCUGCAUUUCUGGGGGUUUCGGGCUUCCCUUUCCUUCUUGGCUCCGACCUCUCGCAGGCAGCAUUCCCGGAUUUCCACCCCAACAGCUAUUUCCUCCUGGUUUCCCCUUGUUUCCUCUGCCUUUUGAAGGAUGAGAUUAUUGCAGUCUAGAAAGGAUUAAUGGGGCCUUUGCUUUUGGGAGAGGGGAAGGAGGGAGGGAGGAUGGAAGAAAGUAAAGAAAGAAAGAAGGGGGAAAGAAGAGGAGGGAAGGUGGGAGGGAGCAAGGGAGGAUAAAAGAAAAGAAGAAGACAGAAUUAAAGAUGGAUGGGAGGAAAGAAGGGAGAAGGGGGGAAGAUGGAUGGAAGCUAGGAAAGAAGGAAGGAGAAGAGAAGGAAGGAGGGAGGGAGGAUGGAAGGAAGUAAAGAAAGAAAGAAGGGGGAAAGAAGAGGAGGGAAGGUGGGAGGGAGCAAGGGAGGAUAAAAGAAAAGACAGAAUUAAAGAUGGAUGGGAGGAAAGAAGGGAGAAGGAGGGAAGAUGGAUGGAAGCUAGGAAAGAAGGAAGGAGAAGGAAGGAGGGAGGGAGGAUGGAAGGAAGAAGAGAAAGAAAGAAGGGGAAGAAGAGGAGGGAAGGUGGGAGGGAGCAUGGGAGGAUGAAAGAAAAGACAGAAUUAAAGAUGGAUGGGAGGAAAGAAGGGAGAAGGAGGGAAGAUGGAUGGAAGCUAGGAAAGAAGGAAGGAGAAGGAAGGAGGGAGGGAGGAUGGAAGGAAGUAAAGAAAGAAGGGGAAGAAGAGGGAAGGUGGGAGGGAGCAAGGGAGGAUAAAAGAAAAGACAGAAUUAAAGAUGGAUGGGAGGAAAGAAGGGAGAAGGAGGGAAGAUGGAUGGAAGCUAGGAAAGAAGGAAGGAGAAGAGAAGGAAGGAGGGAGGGAGGAUGGAAGGAAGCUAGGAAAUAAAGUAAAAGAGAAGGAAGGAGGGAAAUGACCCCAGCAGAUACCAGGAUGAUGAUGAUGGGGGGUCAUGGCUCUGCACUUUGCCGCCAUGUUUCCUGAACUUUCUUCCAUCUCCUCAGUGACCUUUACACUUCACGGCUCUGGACCCGAGCCUUCUGGCCUCACAUAUCUCUCCCUUCCCCAUACCAGCUCUCUUCUGCUAUUUUAUCCUUUAGAGAGGACCUGCAGGUCCCCUGGGUCGUUCCUCCUGCCAUGUUUCAGUGACUCAGAUGGAGUCUUGGUGUGCCUCGGGUCAGGAUCUCUUCUCUCAGGUGUUGCCUAAACUUUGGGUGGGGGUUUCCUCACAGAUUCCUUUCUUGGCUUUGUCAUCCCUGAAUUCCUGGGUGUGGUGGCUGAGGUUCUUGCUAGGUGGCAGCUCCCCCCAGGGUGUCUGCUUUGGUGGGUGUCCCGAGGAAGUCGGUCUCCUCUUCUCUGCCCUUUUUAUUUUAAACUUUCAGCGUAGGACUGUUGGCCCCGUUUGCUGGUCUCUUCAGGCCCGGAACCCAAAGCCCGAGAGCCCACCUGCUUGGUCAGCUGUCCACCACUCCCGCCUCCAGUGGGCUGUGCCCGUGCAGUGUCCCUCUUAAGUCCUUGUGGGCCAGUAUUUCUGUUUGGUGGCCAUUUGUGCCCAUGGAUGUCAGGCGGCUCCGGUCAGACAAGCCCGGGGACAGCAGAGAGAUUUUGUGCUGUUGAAGUAGCACCCCUAGUACAGCUCCUGCCCUGUAAUCCUGGGUGGCCUUCCUCAGAGCUGCCGUCUCGUAGAGAGCCUCUGACCUUUUUCGGGUUCUGAUUGUGCAGGUGCCCCUUUCUAUACACUGCAACUUUCUUAUUCUCCAAUCUUUCGACAAAGGUAUGCAGAACCUUCUCUAUUGCUUGCCAUUGGAGGAUGUAUGUAGAGGAGCCCUGGGCCACCAUUCCGCCACAAAGCCCAGUCAGUGUUUGAUAGGAGAGAGAAGGAAGCAGGGUAAAAGGGUCACUUGUUUGAGCCAAUAGUUAUCCGGCCUGGUGUUUUGAGGGUGAGGGAAAGAGUGUGUUAUGUGUGUGCACUCUGAGGGAGACUCCUCUGGGCCAACUUCCAGGGACCUUCAUGCCCUCCCAACUCUCUUGCCUGGAGUACCAGCCUCUUGGUGGUUUCUGCUCCUGGUCUAGGAGUUCCCCUCUGGCCCCAUGAGGUAGGUGUCAGGAUUUGAUGAUGACCGAAAUAGGACUUAAGGCUCAUCUACCCUCCCCGGGGUAUUUAGGCUGGCCUGAGAGGCUUCUAGCUCACACUUCUGUGAAGGAGUCAGAAUGUGACGGUUUCACAGCCCAAGGUAGGUGGAAGGUGGGAGACUGCCAAGAACCUUUCUGAGGGAGGUUGUGAUCCUUGGGCAUCUCCGACUUUGGUAGGAGCAAAAUGUCAGAGGCUCUACACGGGAAUGUGGAGGUUGGGCACCUCUACCAACAUGGCUUUGCCUUUUGACAUCUUGGUGUGCAACCUUUGGAAUUGUGGAUUCUUGUAUAAUGUAUUAGAUGUAUCAUGUGAAUGUAUAUUCUUGGAUCCAAUUCUUGUGCCAUGUGUUUGUGUUGUGCCAUUUGAAUUUCUCUAGGUUGGUGAAUAAAAAUGCUUUUCUUCUGCA
Molecule: messenger RNA, 7053 nt
Organism: Monodelphis domestica (gray short-tailed opossum)
Lineage: Eukaryota; Metazoa; Chordata; Mammalia; Didelphimorphia; Didelphidae
Gene: WDCP
Product: WD repeat and coiled coil containing
Molecular function (GO): kinase binding
Source: RefSeq, a predicted model, not a curated record